Messenger RNA from Corylus avellana, 2370 nucleotides. Its product is annotated as splicing factor U2af small subunit B. Lineage: Eukaryota; Viridiplantae; Streptophyta; Magnoliopsida; Fagales; Betulaceae. Gene Ontology annotation, biological process: mRNA splicing, via spliceosome. Gene Ontology annotation, cellular component: U2AF complex. The record is from RefSeq and is a predicted model, not a curated record. Gene Ontology annotation, molecular function: RNA binding; metal ion binding.
UGCUAAUAGCCUAAUAGAUGAAGGUUCCACCUUGGCGGGUCUACUAGCUCCAUGAAUCUUAACCGGCGAUAGGCGAGUUAGGCUCACUUUGCUCCCGUAGCUAGAAGCUUCCAAACCAGAACCCAAUUCCUAUAUUAGGGCCCUUUUUUUUUUUUCUUGUGUUUUUUUUUCUCUCCCCGCCAAGAAUUAGGGCUUUUCACACAUCUCCAUUUCCACCUUCAAUUUGCUAUCCACUGGGUCUCCUAAAAAACCCUAAUAACGAUCCAUCCCCUUAAUCGAAGAAAGCUUCCAUGGCGGAGCACUUGGCAUCGAUCUUCGGCACCGAGAAGGACCGCGUCAACUGCCCGUUCUACUUCAAAAUUGGCGCAUGUCGCCACGGAGAUCGGUGCUCUCGCCUCCACAACCGGCCCACGAUCUCGCCGACGCUCCUCCUCUCCAACAUGUACCAGCGGCCGGACAUGAUCACCCCCGGCGUGGACGCGCAGGGCCAGCCCAUCGACCCGCGCAAGAUCCAAGAGCACUUCGAGGACUUCUACGAGGACAUCUUCGAGGAGCUUAACAAGUUCGGCGAGAUCGAGAGCCUCAACGUCUGCGACAAUCUCGCCGACCACAUGAUCGGUAACGUCUACGUUCAGUUCAAAGAGGAGGACCAGGCCGCCGCCGCCCUGCAGGCUUUGCAGGGCCGGUUCUACUCCGGCCGGCCGAUUAUCGCCGAUUUCUCGCCGGUCACAGAUUUUCGCGAGGCCACGUGCCGGCAGUUCGAGGAGAACAACUGCAACCGAGGUGGGUACUGCAAUUUCAUGCACGUGAAGCUGAUUGGGAGGGAGCUGAGGAGGAAGCUCUUUGGGAGGUACCGUGGGUAUAGGGUCAGCCGGAGCCGGAGCCGGAGUUUGAGCCCGAGGCAUAGGCGAGAUCAUAGGGAUUAUUUGGACCGUGAUUAUCGUGGGAAUGGGAAGCGAUCGAGUAGGGACAGGUAUGAGAGAGACGGUAGUAGUGGGAGGAGAAGGCACGGGAGUCCUAGGCGUAGCGGGAGCAGGAGCCGGACCCCCGUGCCAGGGAGGGAAGGGAGCGAGGAGCGGCGAGCGAGAAUUGAGCUGUGGAACCGAGAGAAGGAGGAGAGGCAGUGAGAUGUCUGGAGGCGGUUUCCCUUUCCAUUUGUUACGGGCCAGAUCUGGUAGCCUGAAAACUGGGCUUGCCGAGCUCAAAGUUGUUCAGAAAACGGCUUCCUGGUUUUAUUUUCUAGUCAGAAACUUUUCCCUCUCUCUCUCUCUCUCUCUCUCUCUCUAAUGAUUUUUCCAUUUAUGCUUUUAGGGCCAGAUCUGGUAGCCCUGAAUAUUGGGCUUGCCGAGCUCAAAGUUCCUCAGAAAAUGGCUUCCUGGUUUUAUUUUCUAGUCAGAAACUUAUACCUAUUUUGCUUUCUUGCUAAUGAUUUUUCCAUUUAUGCUUUUAGGGUCAGAUCCUGAAAAUUGGGCUCGCCGAGCUCAAAGUUGGUCAGAAAACGGGUUCCUGGUUUCAUUUUUUAGUCAAAAGCUUAAUUGUUUUUUUUUUUUUUUUUUUUUUUUAUCUAUUGAUAUUUCCAUUUAUGCUUUUAGGGCCAGGUCUGGUACCCUUAAAAACUCUAAAGUUUGUCAGAAAACAGGGAAAGUUGUCUGGUUAAUGUAUCAAGCAUGUAUCUUAGUUUUGUUUUUCUUCUAACCAAAAGAAACAUGUUUAUCAGGGAACAACAUUAUGCUUUUCUGCCUCUAGGAAGAGCCAAAAAAAAAGGUUAUGUGUUUCCCUUCUUGAUAACUUAGGGACAUACUUAUGUGUCCAAAACAAAUUGAGUUGGUGCCUCUCUGUGUGUUUUAGUGGCUUUAUAGGAAAUUUGUUUGACCCGUUCUGUUAGAAACAUAAACACCCUUUUACCCCGUUAUUCUUUUGAAUCCAAAAUUGACCUCCUUCCUCCUUUGCACUAGUGCUGCAGAUAUAGGGUUUUAUCCAUGAUCAUCUGGUCAAGACCGUUGUUUUGGAGGGACAAGGUAUUACUUCUUGAAGCGUUCAUUCAAAAAAUGUCUGAGGAUUAAGGCGCCAUAACUUCAGCAGCUCCAACCUUGACAUGUCUUCAAGCUUUCAUGAGGUUUGGCAGAGUGCGAUUACUAGUGACAGGUCCUUGACUAAUUUUUACAAGAAAUGGUGAAGUUUCACCCGUGCAGAAUUAUGUCGUUUGAGGAAGAAAUGGGAGUUAGUGACCGCUUUCUUAUUAUAUAUAUAUGUACACACGCUCGCGAUAGAAAUUCCAGGCUAGAUUAUCUGCGCGUGUUACCAUUGCAGUUCUCGUGUUAUAUAUAUAUAUAUAUACACGUUUGAAUGAGAAUUGCGCCUAUUAAUGGA